This is a messenger RNA of Branchiostoma belcheri (Belcher's lancelet), 1810 nucleotides long. RefSeq names its product insulin-like growth factor-binding protein complex acid labile subunit. The record is from RefSeq and is a predicted model, not a curated record. NCBI's taxonomy places the organism in Eukaryota, Metazoa, Chordata, Leptocardii, Amphioxiformes, Branchiostomatidae. The coding region runs from base 75 to 1526 and encodes 483 amino acids. The transcript is spliced from 7 exons. Gene Ontology annotation, molecular function: protein binding.
UGAAGUCCUGCUUGUUGCAACUUGUGCUUGUUCUCGUUGUGGUCUUCAGUACGGUGUCUGCUCAGUACUGUUCGAUGAAGUGCCGUUGUGAAGGCACUACCAUGGACUGCAGCCACGUAGCUUGGGUAAGACUUCCUCGUGACGAACCUCCAACGGAAACUCUUUUGAUGAACGAUAACCGGAUGAUAACUGUGUCUUUGGGGCCUCGACUUCCAAACCUGUUAGAACUGAGCGUAGAAGAUAACUCGAUCACCGAGCUUGAAAGAUCCCCCUUCCGCCUGCGGCCAAAUCUGAAGAUUCUUCGGCUUGGAGGGAAUAAAAUCAUCAAUGUGGUCAGUGAUGCUUUUCGUGGACUAAGCCAACUUCUGAAACUGUAUCUCAAUCGUAACAACAUCGAAACUGUAGAAGCGUUUGCAGGGAUUGAUAGUCCAAGUAGUUUGGAAAUUCUGGACUUACAGAGAAACAAACCCACAUCGAUAGCGACCAGUAUGUUCACUGGAGUCCCAUGGCUUACGGAGCUCAACUUAUCGUCCAACAACAUCCCAACGAUUGAAGAUGGGAGCUUCAGUGGUCUCAAGAAGUUACGCGUCCUCUACCUGCAUUCCAACCAGAUCCUUCGGCUGACCAACGAGACAUUUAUGGGACUAUCCUCAUUGAAGCGUCUUGUUUUGGCUGACAAUAAGAUACAGAAUCUACCAGAUAUGGUCUUCAAUGGUGCCAUAGCGCUGGAGUUUCUUGAUCUCAUAUCUAACAGUAUCUCCAAAAUCAUACAGACAACAUUCUCUAGAUUGUUCAAUCUGACGGCACUGUACAUGGAUGGUAACAACAUCACCUAUGUAGAAGACGGUGCGUUUCGCAAUCUGGUCAAACUACACACGCUUUCACUGUUCAACAACACGCUACAGAGCAUCUCCGCAUCCACUUUUAUCGGUCUGGCUCCUGACGAUAGAACAGACAACACAGGACUGGAGGAACUGGACCUCACGUGGAAUCGUCUCACCACUGUCAGGAAGGAUGAUUUCGCCAGGCUCACAAAACUGAAGAUUCUGUGGCUAUAUGGCAACAAAAUUACAAGUGAGGGACUGGAGGAUGGUUCAUUUGCCAAUCUCGGUAACCUUGUUUCCCUAAGCUUAUUCGACAACCUUCUGACCAACUUUUCUACAGCAACAUUUCAAGGAUUGCCGUCUCUGGAAAUGCUGCAUCUCGGACAAAAUCUGAUUCAAACUUUCCAACCUUUUGCUUUUGACAACCUACCUUCUCUGACAUCUCUGAACCUACGAAGGAACGCCUUCAGUAGCUCUUCAUUCCAUCCUGAUACAUUCGGCAACCUGACGGCACUACAAAUCUUGAAAAUACAAGGAAUAACAGGCCUCCCACCGCGUGUGUUUCGCCAUCUACCCUGCCUCCAGACGGUACUUUUGGGGAACGAUCUUAUCUGCGAUUGUGACAUACUUGAUCUAGCGAAAUGGCUGAAUAGAAUUGCAUGUCUAUCCAGUCACAUGUUGAUUCUUGACACCUGUAUGUGAAAUAAAUAGAGGAAAAAACUCAAUGAAAAGUUAUGUUCUGUUACCACAUAACAAUUUUCUAUACAUUGUACUCAAGGUGCAGGUAGACAUGAGAAAUAUCUGCAUACUAGUAUUUUACCUGCAGGUUGUACUUUAAGCCCCCAGUACAUGAAUAACUUUCAUAUUAAUAUCGGUCACAAUCAUUUUGGGCGUAAUUUUGCCAAAAAUGAUGCUGACAGUAAUGCUAUGAAAACCCAAAUGACUUGGUAAUGUGUAAGAUUUCUGCGGUUUAGGUGCAGGUGAUU